UGUGUUUGCUUAGCCCUCAAGUAACCUCCCUAAUUCUGGUAUUACUGGUUAGGCUUCCGUGAGUUGUCAGAUGUCUGAAAUAAUGUACAUGAGUGUUUGUGUUCCAGCGAGUGGAUUUCAACCUUGUUUGAUCUCAAUGUAUUGGUGCAGGUGAUAUCGUGAGAGUAGAAGAGUGUCCGAAGAUCUUUUCCUUGGAGGAGUCAGUGAAGAGCUCUUGCUAAAAGAACAACUUCCCAAGAGUGUUUUCAGCGUUUCCUUCACUUUUGUCCAUAUCUGCUGGCUGGGAUGAAGGGGCUCGGGAGCCUAAGUGUCAGGCUCCUGUCGGCCUUCUUCUCCACUACCUUUGGUCUUUAUUUCCCUCCUCAAGUGGAGCAGCUGCCGACCAUCACGGCUCAGACCUCAGGCUCUCUCAUUGCCUUGCCAUAUGAUGAGAACAUCCUGUUCAAGUGUGAAGCCAAAGGCAACCCAAGACCAACGUACCGCUGGACAAAAGAUGGCAUGGAUUUCGACCCACAUAAAGACCCCCGGCUGAUUAAAAAAGAAAGUAGUGGGACUUUUGAGAUACCGAACAAUAAAGAUAAAGUGAAAUACCGGGGAAAGUACAGAUGUUAUGCCUCUAACAAGCUCGGAACUGCAAUAUCAGAGGAAGCAGAAUUGAUUGUGCCUGUGGUACCCAAGUUUCCCAAAGUGACGACAGAGCCAUUGGUGGUCACAGAGGGCGAAUCAGUGGUUUUGGAGUGUAACCCGCCACAAGGGAUUCCACCAUGGCAGCUGUACUGGAUGACCAAAGAUCUUCGGCACAUUGAGCAGAAUGAGAGGGUGUCCAUGGGCCUCAAUGGGAAUCUGUACUUCUCAAAUACACUGCUGUCUGACAGCCAUGAUGACUACUGCUGUUUUGCCUCCUUUUCCAGGAUACGCACAAUUGUUCAGAAACCCCGCAUGGCCCUGAAGGUCAAGCCAAUAAAUUCAAGCCAAGGGGAUGAUGGCAUCAUGAGUGUUCAGGAGAGAAAGCCGAACAUUUUGGUGCCCUCCAGUCAUUCAACGACAUUCCUAAAAAAAGGAGAAGAGCUGGAGCUGGAGUGUAUCGCAGAAGGACUGCCUACACCGAAGGUAGAAUGGAUACGGGAUAAUUUACCGAAGCGCUCUCUUAUCAAAAACUUUGGAAAGGUUCUGACUAUACCAAAUAUCACAGAACUGGAUGAAGGGAAAUACAUGUGCAAAGCAAAGAAUGAUCUUGAUGAAGCUGUGCGUCAUUUCAACAUUGUUGUGGAAGAGCCGCCCAGCUGGCAGGAGGAGCCAGUGAAGAGUCAGUUAGCAGAGAUUGGAUCUGACAUCCACAUCAAGUGUUCAGCUAUGGGAAAGCCACAACCCACAAUCACCUGGAAGAGAAACGGCCAGCCCCUCGAUGAUUUCCCUUCUACCAGUCACAGAGUGCUUGAUGACAGAAUAAUCAUUCUCAGAGCGGAGGAGAGAGACACUGCAGUGUACCAGUGUGAAGCCUCCAACAAACACGGGACCAUACUUGCCAAUACGAACGUGCUUGUCAUGAAUCAUCCUCCUUUGAUUCUGACGCAGAAUUAUCUGGAGUACGCAACCAUGUUAGGCAAGAGUGUGAUUAUGGACUGCAAAGUCUUUAGCUCACCACCUGCCGCCCUUAACUGGAGAAGAGAAGACCCAGAGGGCUCUGUAGAUGGAGAGAGAUAUUCUCUCCUGAAGAAUGGCUCUCUGCAGAUUCACAAAGUGGAGAUGGAAGAUAUGGGCCAGUACAAAUGUUCGGCAAGCAACUCUGAGGGCACCGCCAGCAUCACCACUGAACUUUUCAUCAAAGAUUCAACUAGGAUCGUAGAACCUCCUCAAGACAUAAAGGUCGUAAGAGGAUCUAUGGCCGAGCUGGAGUGCCAGGUGGAGUGUGACCCCACCCUCAGAAGACAGCUGGAGAUCUUGUGGAUGAAGGAUGGGAUAAAUAUCCUCUCCAACUUCUCAGAAAAAUAUUUCGCAGAGGAUGGAAUUCUCCAGAUUUUCAAUGUGAGCAACAGUGGUCAAGGGAAAUACACCUGCAUUGUUCAAACGCCACUGGACCAGGAUACAGCUUCUGCAUACAUAACUGUGUUAGAUGUCCCUGAUCCACCGGUUCAACUGACGCUCACCGAUCUGAAAGACCGCAGCGUGAGGCUCAACUGGGCGGCUGCUGGUGAUCAUAACAGUCCCAUAACAGAGUUCAUCAUCCAGUAUGAAGAGAACCACUGGGAACCCGGGACGUGGAAGGAGCUUCUACGAGUGGCUAGCAGCCAGUUCUCGGCCCCCUUGACACUCUAUGGCCACAUUAACUACCAGUUCAGAGUCAUCGCUGUCAAUGCUAUAGGGAGAAGUCAUCCCAGCUUGCCAUCCGAAAGAUAUAAGACGCCUCCUUGUGCUCCCGACAGGAACCCAGAAAACAUUAAGAUUGAGGGUCACCUGCCACAUCAGAUGGACAUCAGCUGGGAGCCGCUCUUGCCUGUGGAGCACAACGGUCCCGGUCUGGAAUACAAACUGAGCUACAGGCUCCUGGGUGUCGAGGACAGUUGGAAAGAACAGAUGGUGAAGAGACACUCAUUUGUGGUGCGAGACACCCCAACGUUCAUCCCCUACGAGGUCAAGAUCCAGGCCUUCAACCACCACGGGUGGGCACCAGAACCCCGAACGGUGACUGGUUAUUCCGGGGAAGACUUGCCCUUGGCGCCUCCUGGGGAUGUAUCUGUGGAGGUGUUGAACUCUACACUGCUGAGGGUCAGCUGGUCACCAGUGCCCCAAACCACCCUGAGGGGCCAUCUUGGAGGAUACACUGUGCACUGGUGGCGAACUCAAAGUCUGUUGACCUCUGAGAGUAUUCCCUCAGAGAGACAGUCUCUCAAUAUCCCUGGAAACAGGAGUCACACCAUAGUGCCGGGACUAAAGCCAUUCUCUAAAUAUAACCUGACUGUCAACGUCUUUAACCGAAGAGGGAAUGGGCCCAGCAGCAGUCCCAUCUCUUUCACAACUCCACAGGGAGUUCCUAAGAAACCUUACGACCUGAAAGCCACAAACUUUCAGAAAGACUCCAUCAAGUUGGUGUGGGCGCCUCCACUCGAAACCAAUGGGUUUCUCACGGGAUACUUGCUGCAAUACCAGACAGUUAAUGAGACUGUGGGUAAGCUGAUCUCUGUGAACAUCAGUGCACCAGAUACUACAGAUUGGGUCUUGCAUGAUCUACAGGAAGACAACUGGUAUAAGUUCUACCUGAGAGCGUGUACGCAAGUGGGCUGUGGGUCAGCCAUCAGCGAGGAAGGAAGCACCGUCCCCGAAGCAUUUACUAUGCCUGAAAAUUCACUUGCUGAAGUUUCCACAGUCUCAGCUGAGACUUCGACCGAGAGCUAUGAACUGUCAACAUCUGAAGUGACAUCAUCCGAGUUGAGGCAACCUUUCUCUUUCACCUCACCUAAUACAGACACUCCUUCUGUCAAUGCCAUAUUUCCUACCUUAGUUGUUCUCAACAUAUCCACCUUUGUAAGUGACACCUCUGCAAGAAUCAGCUGGAGAACCAGUGGGGAACGGUCUGAUUCACAGCUCUAUGUUGCAAUAAUGAAUCACCGUGAUGGUAUCUGGCAGCUUUCAGAGGCUUUAAAUACAUCUAAAGGUUUCCACACCGUUGAAGGGCUCAGCCCGGGAACUGUGUACACAGUCCGGCUGCAGGCUUCACAUGGGGUUGAUGGCCCUAGCAUUUUUGAAGAGGUUUUCAAGACUAGGAAAGUGUCUAGUAAGCAAGCGGCGGGAUCCCAGGAGUGGUUUGUGGGGAUGUUGUGCGCGGUGGCUUUACUGACUCUACUCGUCCUCAUCGGCUGUUUUGUGCUCAAGAACAAAGGCGGCAAGUAUGCAGUGAAGGAAAAGGAGGAGUCUCCCGCUGAUGUGGAAUCUCAAGGCCUGGAAGAAGAAACCCCCUGCGAGUACAGUGACAAUGACGAGAAGCCGUUAAAAAGCAGCCAGCAAUUGCUCAGAGACGUCAACGAGGACGAUAGCAGUGAAGACUGCUCUGUGAUAUCAGACGAUGAGGACUGCGACUUCAACGAAGACGGGUCGUUCAUCGGCGAGUACUCGGGACACAAGCGCAGGGUGUCCAUGGAGGUGAACGGACACGCCCCUGGGACUUCUUAAUGUUGGUUCAGUCUUAUGAACUUUUAAACUAUUUGACAGGGAGAAAAAAACGAUUGUUUGCAUGUAUGAUGUGCCUUGGAUGUUUGUUUGUUUUUUUAAGUUUGCUUUUGCACGAAUGGCCACUUCUUUAAAGUAUUAAUAUGAAGGGUGAUGGCAGGUUAUAAUUCAGCACAACAUGAAAAUGACUCAUCGCUAUGUUGUUUCAAACUCAAGGUAGGACUUUCUGAGACGUUUAGUAGAAUGUUCAAGUAGCUCUUUCCAUACAAUACAAAUAAAUGGCAAUCAGGGGCUUUAAAACUCAGAACAUAAAUUCUGUAUCACAUGAAAGACUUUGAAUAUAGCUAUCAGUCGAAGUCAUUACUGGUAAAUGAAGACAGAAAGUAUGUUAUUGGGCAAGCUGGUUGUUCACUUUGAAAUUAAUUUUUGAUAUGUUUUAGCUUACCU
Messenger RNA from Pimephales promelas (fathead minnow), 4611 nucleotides. It is a transcript of the gene chl1a, whose product is annotated as cell adhesion molecule L1 like a. The record is from RefSeq and is a predicted model, not a curated record. Gene Ontology annotation, molecular function: cell-cell adhesion mediator activity. Gene Ontology annotation, cellular component: plasma membrane; axon. Gene Ontology annotation, biological process: brain development; axon guidance; cell-cell adhesion. NCBI's taxonomy places the organism in Eukaryota, Metazoa, Chordata, Actinopteri, Cypriniformes, Leuciscidae.